Loa loa (African eye worm) is the source of this 1670-nucleotide messenger RNA. RefSeq lists its product as hypothetical. Gene Ontology annotation, biological process: cell differentiation; anatomical structure development; regulation of transcription by RNA polymerase II. Lineage: Eukaryota; Metazoa; Nematoda; Chromadorea; Rhabditida; Onchocercidae. Bases 117 to 1670 code for a protein of 517 amino acids. Gene Ontology annotation, molecular function: nuclear receptor activity; zinc ion binding; RNA polymerase II cis-regulatory region sequence-specific DNA binding. The transcript is spliced from 13 exons. The record is from RefSeq and is a predicted model, not a curated record.
AUUUUUAGGAUAAUAUUCGUGUGAAAUUACAGCAAUUCUAAUCGUUGAUUUCCAAAAAAAAAAAAAAGAAAAAAGUUAAAGAGAAAACUGGAAGAAGAACAUUAACGAUAUUCCGGAUGCAUCAAAUGUUGAAAGCCGAAAGUACCGUGAAAGAUAUUGAUGACAUCGAAAAAAACUCUAAUGAUUUAUUAUGUACGGUAUGCGGUGAUCAGGCAACAGGUCGACAUUACGGAACAAUUGCAUGUAACGGUUGUAAAGGUUUCUUCAGGCGAACUAUUCGGCGUGGUUACCGGUACACGUGUCGUUUUAGUAGUAAUUGCAAUAUUGACAAACAUAAUCGAGCAGUUUGUCGGUCAUGUCGUUAUAUGCGUUGCAUUAAUGCUGGAAUGAAGAUAGAUGCAGUGCAAAAUGAGCGUGAUGUAAUCGGUAGGCGGAAUAAUCAUACUCCAUCAGCGUCACCAUCAACAAGUGUCACAGCUGCUGCUGCUCAAAGUACUACAAAUAAUGGAUCACCGAAUAUAAAAUUCGAACAGACAAAAACAACCAAUCGAAAGCAAUCUUCUCGCAAUGGGUCUGAAAUGCAAUUUAUGGUUUCCUCAACAACUUCUUCAUCUUCAUCAUCAAAUUCAACAUUACCAUCGUGGGAUACGCCACGAUCAUUGUUAGAAAGUCUUCUUUUAUCUGAGAAAAAAAUGCAAAGUUUGAGAGAAACAAUUAUAAAACAAACUGAUGUUCCAUUAUUGACAAAAAAUCAAUUGUGUGGAACAAAUGAUGCUGGUCGUACAGCAACCAUUAGGGAUAUUUAUGCAAGUAUUCAUGGUCAAUUAUUACUUGUGAUCGAAUGGGCCAAAACUUUAUCUCCAUUUGCAGCACUUUCAACCGAUGAUCAGACAGCAUUGUUGAAGAAUUACGCUUCACAACAUAUUAUCCUUGGUGUUUCAUAUCGUUCCAAAGAUAAUUCAAAUUUUCUUAAAUUACUCAACGAUUCAUGCAUACCACGUUGUGGUGAUCAUAACAGUACGGAAUAUCUCGAAAAUAUUUAUUUUCGUGAUUGUGAACGUAUUAUGGAUCAACUUGUUGCACCAAUGAAAUUUCUUAAAAUUGACGAUGUUGAAUUUGUUGCCUUAAAAGCCUGUGUUCUAUUUAAUCCUGUAGCAAAAGGCUUAUCAAGUGGAUGUGUUAUGGAUAUCUUAGCAACUCGUCGACGUAUAUUUGGCGCAUUGGAACAUUAUAUUAGCACAAAGAUUCCAACUGAUGUGAAUAGAAUUGGUGAUCUUACAUUCUUCAUAUUAUCACCGUUACAGGCAUUAGCGAAUGCUGUCUGUGAAGAUGUUCUUGUAUUCAAAUUAUCAGGUGUUGCAAAUAUUGAUCAGUUAAUGGAAGAAUUAAUUUUAACUGAAACAAAAGAACGAAAAUUCUCGGGUCGUUUAAAUUCUGAAAGUUUAUCGAUAAAAAAUUUGCAUGCGGAAAGAUUGAAAGCAUCUAAUUCAAGUAAUUCAGCUUCAUGUGAUGAUGCAAAAAGUCCUAUCCCAAAUCAAUUGAAUAAUGCUUCGAAUACAUCAUCAUCUACUGAUGGUAUAAUUAAUGAUUUCGAAGAAUCAUCAUAUCGUCGAUAUUCACCAGCUAUUAGUACACUAUCAUCCUUUAUUAUGGAUCCUUUUAAUAGGUAA